This is a messenger RNA of Vigna angularis (adzuki bean), 1538 nucleotides long. RefSeq lists its product as uncharacterized. Lineage: Eukaryota; Viridiplantae; Streptophyta; Magnoliopsida; Fabales; Fabaceae. The transcript is spliced from 9 exons. The record is from RefSeq and is a predicted model, not a curated record. Gene Ontology annotation, cellular component: membrane. Bases 145 to 1377 code for a protein of 410 amino acids.
UCACGAAAUUAAUGUGUAAGAUCUGACCACACUAAAAAAAAUAGAAAGAAGAGGUUUUACUAGGGUUUUAUUACAAGCAAAGAGAAAGAAUUAACAAGAGGAAGAAAAUUGAGGCUCAAAAGAACUGAACUCCGGAGUACGAAAAUGGCGACCAUUUGGAAAACUAACUCCGCGAGAAACGCAGUGCGUUUUUUGAGCCAAUCGCUGGCUUCAACUAGCCGCACUCCUUCGAUUCCCCCUCGUUUUUCCUCCGUUCGAUACCUCCGCACUGGUCGCGAUCCUAGUUCCAGGACCUAUGAUAUUAUUCCGCCUGUGAAUUGGGGGAUUCGGAUUGUGCCGGAGAAGAAGGCGUUUGUGAUUGAGCGAUUCGGGAAGUACGUUAAGACUCUUCCCUCUGGAAUCCAUUUUUUGAUUCCUUUCGUGGAUCGUAUCGCUUAUGUGCAUUCGCUCAAGGAGGAGGCUAUUAACAUUCCUGACCAGAGUGCAAUUACCAAGGACAAUGUCACCAUCCUCAUCGAUGGCGUGCUUUACGUCAAGAUUGUGGAUCCUAAGCUCGCGUCUUAUGGAGUGGAGAAUCCCAUUUAUGCUGUCAUUCAGCUGGCACAAACGACAAUGCGUAGUGAGCUUGGUAAGAUUACUCUUGACAAGACCUUUGAAGAAAGAGACACACUCAAUGAAAAGAUUGUGGAGGCCAUUAAUGUGGCUGCAAAAAGUUGGGGUCUGGAGUGCCUUCGAUAUGAAAUAAGGGAUAUCUCUCCUCCACGUGGAGUGAGAGCAGCUAUGGAGAUGCAAGCAGAAGCAGAAAGAAAAAAGAGAGCUCAAAUUCUUGAGUCUGAAGGAGAAAGACAGGCUCACAUAAACAUUGCUGAUGGAAAGAAGAGUUCAGUGAUCUUAGCAUCAGAAGCUGCAAGGAUGGAUCAAGUUAACAGAGCUCAAGGUGAGGCUGAAGCCAUCCUAUCUAAAGCAAAAGCAACAGCUGAGGGAUUAGCUCGUGUCUCAACUGCCCUAAAAGAAAAUGGAGGACCUGAGGCAGCAAGUUUAAGGAUUGCAGAGCAAUAUAUUCAAGCUUUCAGUAACAUAGCCAAGGAGGGCACAACAAUGUUGCUUCCUAGCUCUGCAUCCAAUCCUGCUAACAUGAUGGCCCAAGCGCUUACUAUGUAUAAAAGUCUGCUUGGUAACGUUUCGAAUGAUAAUAAGCAGAAUGGAAAUAUGCCCCUUUCAAUAUCAGGAAAAUUAGAAGUAAAUGAUGCCUCGGGAGAGAUUAAAGACAAGAGCUCCACAACUGCUAAUGAAAGUAAUGAUAUUCAAGAUUAUAGUGAAAAAUCUAGAUUUCCAUUUCCGAGGCCACCGAGAUUUCCAUUUCCGAGCCCAGAAUAGUUUUAUUACUAUUUUCAAGAAUUCAUAUUUUUUUUAGCGUAUGGAUGUUACAGUAAACUGAAUUCGGACUUUGGAGAGAAGAAAACAGAAAGUUUGAGUGGACUUUCUUUAAUUCACUUUUGUGUUUCUUUCUUGAGGAAAUAAUGGCUUAUAAUUUCGCA